Molecule: messenger RNA, 1393 nt
Organism: Aspergillus steynii IBT 23096
Lineage: Eukaryota; Fungi; Ascomycota; Eurotiomycetes; Eurotiales; Aspergillaceae
Product: alpha/beta fold hydrolase
Exons: 6
Coding region: 153-1292 (379 amino acids)
Molecular function (GO): catalytic activity
Source: RefSeq, a predicted model, not a curated record
CCUUGACAUACCAAUAUUUUGGUAAGCGUAGUCAUUAUUGCUCAGCCUUGAGCAUACUGCUAUAUAAACAUGAAACUAGACCCUGCUCCCUUCAGCACACAACUAUACCAUCUAGUUUCGAGCUCUUCCUAUCCCUACAAUUGUGAUUAAACAUGAAACUCACUAUUCCCCUGGGUGCCCUAACGGCCAUGUGCGGACUAUCAGCGGCCGCGCCCACUGCACCGGUCAAGACCGGGAAUUGUACCUAUCACCCAUCUCCGGACCUUAGAGAUAUAGCUGGCACUAGCUACGCAAACCUUGUUAAGGUGGCGACCGUCCCGUCCGGUCCAACAUACCGAUACAUUUUCUCGGAGCCCUCCAGCCACAUGAAGCCCUACCUACUGUUUAUUCACGGAUUCCCCUCGAGCUCGUUUGACUGGCGUCACCAGGUAGACUAUUUCGUCAGCAGGGGAUAUGGGGUUAUCGCGCCUGACUUACUUGGCUUCGGCGGCACAGACAAUCCUUCGGGUCUCGAAGAAUUUACCCUGAAGAGACAUGUCUUGGAUCUUGGUGCUAUUCUUGAUUGCGAAGGUGUGGACCAUGUGUUCGCAAUCGGCCAUGACUUUGGGUCUGUUGUACUAUCGCGUGUGAUAACCUAUUUGGGCGAACGCGUGAAGGGAAGCGCCUUUGUUGGCGUUGGGUAUUCGCCCCCUCCAAUGUCUUUUAAUCAAGCUGGCGUGGAAGCAAUCAAUAACGCCAGCCUUGAUGCCCUCGGCUAUCCGCCGUUUGGCUACUGGUAUUUUAUGGAUGAAGACGAUGUCGCCCCUAUUAUGAACAAGCAUUUUGACUCCGCCUUUACACUCACGUACACCUCCAACGCCACUUACCUCAAAGAAUACUUCUCUCCCGUGGGAGAAUAUAAAAAGUGGCUUCUUGCGGAUCGAAUCGCACCCUGGACUACCUUCAUCACUGCAGACGAGAAGGAUACUUUUGAAAAGAUCACCAUGUCCCAUGGAGGAUUCGAUGGGCCAGUUAAAACGUACAAGUCCCUCAUGAGAGACUUCAAUGCGGCUGAUGAAGAAGCUAUUCCAAAGUCAAAGGCCGCCAUCGGACACCCUGUUUUGCUUCUAACAGCGAGCAAGGAUCCUGUUGCUGUCCCUCAUUCCCAGAUUACUAACACUGCACCUUAUGCUGCCGACAUUCGUGUUAAGUCUGUUGAUGCAGGCCACUUUCUGCAGGUGGAAAAUCCCGAUGAGGUUAGCCUGAGCAUCCAUGAAUUCGUGAGGGAAAUCAUGGCAAAAGCUUGCUUGUAGCCAGCAUAUCUAUCAACUAGCUGGCUUCUCGAGACAGCCUGUGCUAUCUGUACCGGGGACAGUGCAUGAUGCGUCCGUCUCCAGGGUAUGGUGGAUGAAGG